Messenger RNA from Dermacentor andersoni, 3234 nucleotides. RefSeq names its product nucleoside hydrolase-like. NCBI's taxonomy places the organism in Eukaryota, Metazoa, Arthropoda, Arachnida, Ixodida, Ixodidae. Gene Ontology annotation, molecular function: hydrolase activity, hydrolyzing N-glycosyl compounds. The record is from RefSeq and is a predicted model, not a curated record.
GAAUAAAUUAAGGGUACACGUACAAAACUGGCUAAAUCCGUUGGCGCGCGCCCCUAUAUAUAGUGUGGCCAAAGACGCCGAGGCCAAUCCCGAAAGGCGGUCCACUGAGACUCAUCGUGGACGUGGACACGGGUGUGGACGACGCCAUGGCGCUCGUCUUCGCCCUGACCUCGGAGCGCGCUACGGUGGACGCGAUCACCGUGGUGGCGGGAAACGCUUACCUGGACGUAGCGUACAACAACACCCUGCGCGUACUCAAGCUCCUCGACAGGCCUGAGGUUCCGGUUUACAAAGGCGCCGACCGGCCCAUCUUGGGGCUGUGGAAAACGGAGAAGCACUACUUCGGGCCGGACAACUUCGGCGGCGUCAGCGGCAAGUACCCGAUGGCCGCGCCACAGUCGGAAUCCAGGAAGCUCGCGCACGUCGCCAUGCGGGACAUGAUCAGGCAGCGGCCCAAGGAGCUCACGCUCGUGCUGCUGGCGCCGCUCACAAACUUGGCCACCGCGAUGCUCAUGGAUCCUGGCCUGACCGACGACGUCGCGCAGAUCUUCGUCUUGGGAGGCACCAUUUACGGAAAGGGCAACGUCGAGCCUGGCGCUGAGUUCAACUUUGUCACCGACCCGGAGGCGGCCCGCAUUGUUCUGCAGAGGGCCACUUGUCCCGUGACCUUCGUGGUCUGGGAAGCUGUGCUUCAAGGCACAGUGCAGUGGGACGUCUAUUACGACGUGGUCAAGGAGGACACGAAGCUGGCGAGGUUCCUGCGCGAAGUGAACAACCACACCAUCGAAUGCUGCCUGAAGCAAUUGUCCAGACCUUUCCAGCUCGGAGACUUCCUGGCGGUGCUGGCCGCGCUGGUUCCGGACAGCGUGAGUGGUUCGGUGGAGAGCCGCUCCGACGUCGAGCUGCACGGCGACUACACCCGAGGCCAGAUGGUGCACGCCUGGCUUCCACAACACCUGCCUCACAUGAAGCACAACGUGACCGUCGUCCGGAGCUUCGACACCGACGUCGUGGCAGAUCAUUUCCGCAAGGUGUUUCUGGCAGAGGACAGCGGCGACAGCGAGUGACUUAACCCAAGGAGUGCAUGCAGCUGAAAGAUCGUUUCAUUUACUCGGUCAUUCAUUCAUUCAGUUUUUUUUUGUUGUUGUUGUCGUCGUAGUUGGCGUUCGGUGAUGUAGGCGACAGGUCGUGCCGGCAGGUUGGCCAUUCUCAGUUUCUCGUCUUUCCUUUGGUAAAAUCGCGGGUUUAGUUAUGUACAAAAAACACACGAAAAAAGGAAAGAUGGAAGGUAAGCUAGGGAGGAAAAUUUAGUUUCUUCGAUCGACUCUUCAUCGUUCGCACGAUCUCGGAAUGCCGUAAAAAACCGGCAUACAAUGCGGUCCUGAACUUACUCUGAGAAAGGCAAUUUCAGGCCCACUAAAAUAGAAAGAGAGAGAAAAAAACGAGAGUGCAAGAGGGAAAUUAUUCCUCGUAUAAUAUGACAAAUUGAUAUUUAGUUUUGAGCGCCAUAUAACUUAAAAGAAAUCAUUUUUAUAAGCUCGAAUGAAUCACGAAAAUCAAGGUUGACAUGGUCAAUUUACUAUGAAUAGAAAAAGCCUUCGUAUUAUAUGCCGAACUUUACGGUAAGCUGGUUUUAAAGGGCUGCGAGAAUUAAGAGCUCCAAAGCAGUGAUUCUCGACAGGGCUGGCGAAUGGGCAACGUUAAUUUGACUGUCAGAUCAACCCUCCUAAGCAGCUGUCUUCUAUUUAGUCAAUUAACCGUGAGGUCAAACAGGGGAAAGCCUUCGCAUCCGCCAAACGUUCUCGCAAGAAAAACAAAGCAAUGUGCUUAUGCGCGCCAUAAAUUUGGUCACACUCUUGCGCCGAUAGGCAUGCGGGCUAGUGUAUAGAUAGCGCACGUGGUAAUUUGUAGCAGCUAUGCGCGUUACGUGUUUAUGCGUUAUACAGUUAUGCGUUACGAAGUGACAACAGCUAUGCCCUUCAUCGCGUAGGUGCUACGAAUCGACGAAGCGUCCACUUACUGUGCCAGCUCCCAGAAAGUGAGAAAACGAAUUUUAGAGCCGCCACAUUAGGUGUCAACUCUACACGGAUAUAGUCGAGGCCGAAAUUAUCGCGACGAUUUAUUUUAAACGUUUGUUGCACGCACGUGUCACUUUUCCAGAGCUCGAGGAAAGGUUUGCGAAGUGAGUAACUUACGAUGCCAACCACUUUUUAACCAUUUAAGCACUUUAACGGUGACCGGACUUUGCACAACGAAUUGAGGUCGGUGCAAGAGAGGUGGAUAUGCACAGAGACGUAGCAUAGCUAUACCUAUGCCUAGCCUUGACGCUGUUAGACGCUUCGUGGUUCCAUAAAGCGUCGUGCUGUCGUCCUCAGUCACGCUUUCAAUUUUUGUGAGAAUAGAUAAGACGUCCCGCGCCUUGUUGCAGUGUUAUACCUAGACUUGCACCACUAACGCCUGUUGGUUUUAACUCUCGCCAUGAUGUCGCUUCUUCCUAGUUAAUUUAGCCCUAAACCUGUGCACCGCUGAAAUACGAUAGAUUUAAGUACUGGCGAUCACGACUUGCUUUAUUGUUUCUUCAGAUGGCGGACAAUAACGAUCGAUUGUGCUGACAUCCUGCUGCAGAAAUGCCACACUAUACUGCACUAGGUGGUGCCCUGAAUUGCGAUGAUGACGUCCUUGAAAAGCAGCACCAACCCUAAAUAUAUGUGUUUGGCAUUGGCUAUGGCUUCGUUCUAUGCGGAUUUCUGUUUCUUGACAUGCUGUCUUUCGUAAUUUGGGCUGAAUUUCACUCAGCACGUCUUAUUCUUUCAAGUUCAUGAUAGCAGACUUUUUUUUCUGGAUAUAUACCUAGCGCAAAUGCGUUUGAUAUGGCAUCAUGCUUUUUUUCUUCAGAUUUUUUUUUUCAAUGUCGUGCACAGCGCUCAAGAUCGCGUGCUGCACGAAACGAGACAAUUGCAACUGCCCGCGCGCGACGCCGUCAGCGUAAGUGCGCCGCGCCGCAAGAAAGCGAGGAGAAAAACAAACGAAGGCGAUGCCUGCGACGCAUGCGUGAUGCUAUCCUCGAGGUCUUGUGUGGGAGAACGCAGGGAAGGAAUUUCGCCUGCGGAGGCUAGACGGGACAAGUGGAGAGAGAGUCUCGCUUCGCAGUGGAGCUCGCCUCCUGAAAUCAUGGUUUCGCGGUACUGAAAUAUUUCUAUCUCGGCUAUUAAUGAGCCGAUAUGAAAAAAGAAA